Messenger RNA from Knipowitschia caucasica, 9132 nucleotides. NCBI's taxonomy places the organism in Eukaryota, Metazoa, Chordata, Actinopteri, Gobiiformes, Gobiidae. The record is from the annotation of a GenBank genome assembly.
AUGGCUCUUGUACAAAUACAGGAGCCGCCUGCUAAAGGGGUGAGGAUCAAUAAAGAGACUGGGGAGCUCAGUGCCUCUGGAGAGUUAUCGGUCUCUGUGGAGAAAUGCGAGACCCCCAAAGAUCCCCAGUCUCAGGAUGUGCUCAUAAGACAGUUACAUGAUCUGGGGAUAUACUCAUAUUUGGAGCAGAAGAAUGACAGAUCUCCUCUUGUCCCAAAAGAAGCACUCGCUAAAGUCCUCUGUCUUUAUAUACAGAUUUGUGAGGAUGGGGGCACAGUCGAUGCUGUCAAUUUGAAGGGGCUUGCAGCUCUUACGUCCGACACAGUGAUUCACAUCAUCAACAAGACACUUAAAGACAAGCCAGCAGAUGAAGCUCGCAGUGAGGUGGUGCUGUUCUUCCAGAGCGAAGAUACAAGCACAACGUCUGAAAAUGGUUGUUGUUCUGGAUGGUUGCUGUUGAAAUCCUUGGCUCUGCUCACGAACGCUGGCCCAGAUCUACUCUCCAGUUUAAACCUUGAGCUCCCUACAGUGUUGGUGAAAUGCCUUUACUUGCUGGUGUGCUUGCCUCCCAGCAAAGAAAACAUAGUCUUUGAGCAGUCAUUUCAGGAGACACUUACACAGGUUGUUCUCCACCUGUGUCGGCUCCCGGUGAAUGUGGAGAAGAUGGUUGAGACUGAAGCUCUUCAGUGUUUAAUCAUUGGCCUCACAUCACUGUGGGACCAGACAAGUACUUUGUGGAGACACAAAGCGUCACAAAUUCUAAAAACUAUUUCUGCUUCUGCAACCGAAAAUGUGAUCCCAAGUUUGCUAGGAAAGCAUUGUGUACGUAUCUGCAUCCAAAACUUGUUGCACAUCCGGACAGAUGUAUCUGGACCAUUAUUAGCCGAAGUAGCCGUUGCUGUAUUUAGUUUUAUAAAAGACACUUAUGACCUCAAUCCUGCACUUUUUGAAGUAUUUAACUCCAGCAAUGGCUACAAAGUGCUUGAGAACAUCUUGAUAUGUUGUGAAGACGGUGUGUCUGAUGACCAGUUUUCUCCUGUGGAGGAAUUAAUACAACUAAUUGAAACAUUUAUCAUGUUUGGAAAAACUGAGCUGAAAGUUGCUCUUUGUGUGAGCAACCCUCAACCUCCAGGAUUUAAAUUUGAUUUUCCUCAAGCCACAGGUUCUCUUGUAAAAAACCUCCCAGCCUUCCGCCUUCUACAGGGGUCACUGCUGCGAUCUCAGGACUCAAGAUUGUGUUGCCAGAUCCUCCAAACCAUGCAGAGAAUCUGGGAGAAAGACAUGUCCAACUUUUUCCUUUUGGAGUGGUCAACUCAAACCCUGACUCAGCUGGCCACUUGUUUGUUGUCUAAACCAUCGGCUGUACAUAAUCUCUUUUUCUCAAUGUUAGAAAUGAUCAUCUUCAAAUUAAACUUCAUUCCUCAUGAGACCUUGCGAGCAUUGCUCACUGCUCUGAAACAGACAUGGACGGGAGCAACUUUACCAAAAAUGAGUGAAUUGGAGUUUGGAGUUUCAGCUGUCAAGGGUUUCCAUAGGAUUACAGUGCACAGUGGUCUUUUAACAGAGGUAUUAUGUGACUAUGGCCUGCUGAAGUUACUACUUGGUGAGCUCCGCAGAAGAGCUAAAAUCCUAAUUAAAGCUGUAGCUGUCACCACAGAGUCUUCACGACUUUCACACAUAAACGACAAUGAAAGGCUCCUCACCAACUACAUUCUUCAAGUGGUUUCGACAUUUACUUUGCGCUCAAUAAAAAACAUUGUUACAGUUCGUGAACUUGGCAUGAUUCCCUAUAUCAAGAUCUUCGUGAAUGAGGAUCAAUAUCGAAUGUGUACUUUGAGUAUUUUGGAGCAGUUAGCUGAGAUCAACCCUGAGGAGUUUAUGAGUAUCGCCAUCGGAGCUCUCUGCUCUUCCACUCAUCUGGAAAUCAAACUGAAGAAAGAUCUCUUACAGUCGGUAUUGAAAGUGUUGGAGAGUCCGAACAGCUGGGAUGCCUUCAGGAAGGCUGGGGGCUUCACUGGUCUGCUCUCACUCGUGACUGACAUGGAAGGAGCUUUUGCUGUUCCACCCCAGGCAGAGGCAUUCAAUAAGUUUUCCACAGGGACCUUCUCUUCUCUUGAGCUGAACUUGGACAUAAACUGUGAUCAUCAAAAAACGAAUUAUCCAUCUGUGCUUGAUGAGGCGGAGGACAUACAUGGGCAAAGCCGAAAAGCUGCGCCCAGUGCCUCUAUUGUCAGUUCUGAUUCUCACCACAGAUUUAGCUGUGAAAAUGUCAUUCUUCAUCCUGGCGCAAUUAGAGCUAUGAUGACUCUUUUUCCAUUGGUUUUUACUUUUGAGGACCCACAGCUUUCCAUGGAUGUACAACACUCUCUGGUGCACCACAUCCAAGUUAUGGUUAAAUCAGAGAGAAACAGGCAGAUCAUGUGUGAGGGUGGGCUGACUGCAACCCUAUUGGCUCAUUGUGGUAAAAUGUUGAUGGAACCAAAACACCCUUUGCAUCUCCCGGUCACUCGCAUUUUCGAAAAGCUCUCCUCUCAGUCAAUAACACUGAAAGACUUUAGGAAUUUUCUUUGUCUUGGGGACCCUCUCAUGUGUUUGUCUGGCAAAGUGUCCGAGAAUGACAAACCCAUUGACAAUAGUGAUGGAAACAAGUUACCGGAAUUUUCAAGAAAGAUCACAAAGAGAACAUUUAGCCUUUUAAACUCAAAAUGCUCUGCUGGAUCUGCGAUUCCUGCUCACCAAAUCGUCAGUCUGGUAUCGAUGACGUCACCUCGAACUUACAGGCCGCAAAGAAUCUCCACCACUCCCGCUUUUGUUGAGUUUGAUAUGAGUGAAAGUGGAUAUGGGUGUCUUUUCCUUCCGUCUUUGGCCACAGUGAAGGGGGUCACUGCAGACUCGAUUCCCAUUGGUGGAACUGGAGGAGAUAGCAGAGGGUUUCCUCCAAGUUCUGGUCUCACGUUCUCGUGCUGGUUCCAGAUCAACAGGUUCACUUCUGCUUGUGAAUCUCACCCCAUUCGUUUCCUGUCAGUGGUUCGUCAUAUGUCUCGCACUGAGCAGCAGUUCAUCUGUCUGUCCGUUUCUCUCUCAGCCUGCGAUGGCUGUUUGGUCAUCUCUACAGAGGAGGAGGCUCUCACAUACCUGGAUAUGAUGGAGCCAGAGUUUUCCAGCCCAACUUCUUUAGCCACAUCCCUGCGGUUUCGCUGCUCCAGUCUGCUGAUCCCGGGACAGUGGCAUCAUUUAGUUGUGGUUUUAUCCAAGGAAAUGAAGAAGAGCUGCCUGGCUUCUGCAUAUUUAAAUGGAAAAGCUUUGGGAACUGGAAAGAUGAGAUACAUACAGCCAUUUCCAGGCUCGUAUGUCUCUAUGGAGCCAUCAGCCGUCAUAGAUGUGUACGCAGUGAUCGGGACGCCUCCUCUCUGGAAAGACUAUGCUGCUUUAAUUUGGAAAGUGGGCACCACUUACCUGUUUGAAGAACCACUGACCCAUGACGGCAUCUGCCUUCUAUACUCUAAAGGCACUGCUUACCUCGGCAACUUCCUGUCUGUAUCAGAUUUUGAGUCUAACCCUGCGCGGCUGGUUCCUGAAGAGAGGAUCUCAUUUGGCAUCAAUCCAGGAGUUUCAACAGUGACAACAGUUGCUCAAAUAAGGGAGGAUUAUAAUGAGGUGGACUGUCGGCUUAUUGCUAAAGAGAUGGGCAUAACUUCACGAGAUAAUCUCACCCCUGUGUUUCUUGCACAUAACAUCAGUCAACACUUAAGUGGUACAGCUCGAACCAUUGGAGCAGCGCUUGUUGGUCAUUUUGGUGUUCGUACCUUCACACCAAGAGGAGCAGCCUAUGGAUUUCUGUGUGCUGGUGGGCCUGCAGUUGUUCUGAGUCUAAUUGCAAUGGCCCCUGACGAUAGCUCCCUUUAUGCAGCGGUCAAAGUUCUUCUUUCUGUGUUGGAGACCAACCAGACUAUGCAGCAAGAAAUGGCACGCAUUGAUGGCUUUAAGCUUUUGGCUUUUCUUCUGAAGAGUAAGAGCAGUGUAGUCAGUAACAGGACCUUACAGUUGGUGUUGUGCAUGUCUGACUCCACAGAGGCAAACUUCAGCUCAAUUCACCAACUAAACAUUUCAGCAUUCAAGGCACUGAUUUCUGACCUGGAUAUGUGGCAGACUUCUGAUAAUCUGGACCUGACUGUUCUCAACCACUUUGCUGAAAUCUUGAAAUCCUUCAGUGACGACAGCAGGAAUGCAGAAAUCAUGCGCAAAAUUGAUAUUUUACCAAAGAUGUUGUUCGCGCUCACCAGUCCUUCUAUGACCCCCCGGAGAGUUGAGGCUAUUACUUCCAUCAUCACUUUACUGUUGAAAGAAUUCUUCAACCCUCUGGACAUAAGCAGAAUUGGCCUUUUUCUAGUUUUUACACUCCCGUCACAAAUGGAAGCAGCUGAGAGCCAUGAACUUUUAGACAGCCAUCACAAUACAAGUGUGGAGCACUCUGGUCCCGUCAGUCACGUAUAUAUUAGAAAUCAGAUCCUAUGUGUUUUUGUCAAAAUCCUGAACUCGGACGAUCUUCAAGAGAAGGAGCGACAGGUUCUAUUUGAAACGCUGGGAUGUGGUUGGUUUCUGCUCUUCCUUCAGUCUCAUCUUCACCCUUCCACCAUAAAACUGACACUUGUCUUAUUGAAUCACUUUCUGUUGAGCCAAACUCUCCUGGACAGUUUCAGUGAGGGAGUUUCAACAUGUUCUUUGAUGAAACAACCUUCAACUGCUUUGGACAACCUGAGGGGCCGGUCAGUUUCACAAGAGUGUUCUAGCACCACUUGUCCAGGCUUUGAUGUUCUGAAAGAGCUUCUAGUCACACACUUUUGCCUGUUCGAAGUGUAUGACUUCAUAGCAGCACUUUUACUACGGAAAAAGUUAAACCAGGAAACAAAGGAGCACACGCCUUUGGAUGAAUUUUUGCAGUUGUAUAUUAAGACUGAACAAAGCAAUCCCGCUGAACAACUUUGUGUUGGAGCUGCAACUAUCCUUCUUGAGCUGAUAAAAGUCACCAUACACCCAUCGAUUGGAGCAGAACAAACACCAAGUGCUUCAAUUUCAAGAUCCGCUCUUGUAUCAAGUUUGCUGCAGUUCCUGUGUCUCCUUCACAACCUUCGACCCAAAGACCCACUUUGGACUUUGCCAUUGUUUCUCCACACACUCGCCAGUGUUGUGCAUCCCUCACAAGUCCUGGGAGACGGAGGUGAAGCAGACCUGCAAAAGCCAGUGUGUGAUUUUUUCCGCAUUCUUCUAAUGGAUAGCCUACUCAAUGUUUCCCCCAGCAGCAGCCACCCUCUCCUGAUCCUAAUGGAGUUUUCCCCAAACGACGCUUCAGCGGAACAGUCUCUGCUUUUCCAAACAGAGUUGGUUGAAUUUGUCAUUGAUAUCAUUUAUGUGCUCAGUGGUGAAGAAGAAAGUCAUACUCACUUAAAUUCACAAGAUGGAAACAGCCAAAUGCCUUUUUUCACCUUGAUGGAAAAUGUGGUGCUUUUCACAAAGACAAUGGUGCAGAAACUUUACAAUGGGACAAUUAUGGGCGACUGUAGAAGUUUGCUCCAUUUCCUUGCUGACCAGAUUGUUAUGGUCUUAGAAAAUGGACAAGCUCAGAAAGACAAGAUCUUAUCUGAGUUGUAUUCCUCUAUAAACAGAGUGAUGCUUUUCUUCCUGUCUCAAUCCCAACAAAAAUACCAAGACGUGUUGAUUCAAACAUUGGAGACAGUGCUGGACCGCUGGGAUGUUGUCAUGGCCACUUACAAUGCCAAUGUGAACUUUAUGACGUGUUUUCUCUAUUGUCUGAUAAUAACACGAUCCAAAAGGUAUCCAGAAGGAUUUGAGUGUACGUCUGGAAAAAUGUACUACAGAAAUAUGUCAUCCCUAAUAUUCCCAGUGAAAAAUCGACACAACAACGUCAAAUCCCGUAGCAACAGUUCCAUUUCAGAUGAUCAAAGACUUGAAUCUCUCGUGGAUGCAUGUUGGUCGCGGCUCAUGAAGGAGAGGCAGUAUAAUCUUGAGGAAAGUUUUAAGACUGAUAUUUCAGCUGGCCACACACCCAAAACACAUCCUGUCCUUAUGACUGAAAUCAGCCCUCUGUGGGAAGAGAUUCUCCAAAAAGGCUGGAAACUGUACACAGACUCAUUGAGGAAAAUGCUGUUAAGCAGUUCCCCAAACACCUUUGACCGCAUUAGUAACGUCGUUUCAUCUGUUCUGAGCAAAUCGAGCAAAGAGUCCUCAACCGUCGAAGAGUUUCUGGUUUCUAUGGAGCUGAUUCGACGGAGUGGUCAAGAGACGUUUGAACGCAUGAGGAUGGACCACAUACAGCUAAAGACCAGUGAGUGGGAGUGUUUGUCUUCUAAGUGGCUGGAUGUGGAGGCUGAACUAAUGAGGGAGAGGGCUGUUUUUGGGCCUGGACCUGGAGUUCUCCUGAGCAGAGACUGGGUACAAGGGGCUGCAGAAGGUCCAAACAGAACGAAACCUCACAUUCGCAGAAAAACUCAAAGACAAUCAAACAAGCAGAUGAUGUGUUUGGGAUCAGAAAGAGCUGACGUUGAAACAGAAGCCAAGAUCCUAUGUGAGGUGGGAGCGGAGGUGGAAGAAACCGCGGCAGAUCAGGAGCAGGACAGUGUUCAGUUGACCUUCUUCCCCGUUCUGAAUGAAGCGGCUUUGAGUUUUGAGGCCACUGACCCCAGUGCCUCCCAUUGCUCCUGCCCCACAGACUGCUCAUCUGUCCGCAUCAUUCUACAAGAGCUGCAAGAUGGAGAGGAGGUCAAAACCAAAAUGUGCAUAGUGACUGUGAGAGGCCUGAGUGUGACAGAAGGAGUGCUGCUCUUUGGAAAAGACAGUGUGUACUUGUGUGAAGGCUUCACUUUGAGUUCUACAGGAGAGGUCUGUUGUAUAAGUCACCAUCCCAGCAGAGUGAGAAAUUCCUAUGUUGCAUCCAUGUUGAGUAAAGAUCUGCCAGUGUCCAGUUGCAGGCGCUGGCUCUACCAGGAUAUAAAAGAUGCACGUUUUAUGCGAUACUUAUUAGAGGACAAUGCUUUGGAGAUCUCUAUGAAAACUGGACAUUCAGCCUUUAUGGUUUUCCUCAACAGAGACCAUGUCAAUGCUUUUAAGAAGUUGUGUCUGGCAGUUCCAUCCUUAAAGGGUAGAGGUGUGACCGAGGUUAUUGCUAAUGCACGAAAGACACCUGUCAUUGAAAAGUCUGCUCUCCUCAAGUGGCAGCGAGGAGAGAUGAGUAAUUUUGAGUAUUUAAUGCAUCUGAACACGUUGGCUGGUAGAACAUACAAUGACCUGAUGCAAUAUCCAGUCUUCCCAUGGAUUUUAGCCGACUACGAGUCUGAGACUCUUGAUUUGGCCAACGCUGCAUCUUUCCGUGAUCUUUCUAAACCAAUGGGAGCGCAGACAGAGAAGAGGAGGCAGAUGUUUAUCCAGAGGUACAAGGAAGUCGAUGGCAAUGAAGAAGAAGGAGAUUUAUCUGCGCAGUGUCACUACUGCACCCACUACUCCUCAGCCAUCAUCGUGGCCUCCUUUCUUGUUCGAAUGGAGCCAUUUUCCCAAACUUUCCACACUCUGCAGGGCGGCUUUGACAUCGCAGAGCGCAUGUUUCACAGCGUGAAGAAGGAGUGGCAUUCUGCCUCUCGGGACAACAUGGCGGACGUCCGGGAGCUGAUCCCAGAGUUCUUUUAUCUGCCCGAUUUUCUGCUUAAUUCCAAUCAUAUCAACUUGGGCUGCAUGGAGGAUGGAACUCUUUUAGGAGAUGUGGAGCUGCCUCCCUGGGCCAAAGGCGACUCAAAGGAGUUCAUUAGAGUCCAUCGAGAGGCCUUGGAGAGCGACUUUGUGAGUUCACGCCUUCAUUUGUGGAUCGAUCUGAUUUUUGGAUACAAGCAGCAAGGACCAGCAGCAGAGGAGAGUUUAAACCUGUUUCACCCAUAUUUCUACGCCCAGCGGGAUCGGGCAGACUCCAAAGACCCACUUAUCAAGAAUUUAAAGUUGGGUUAUGUGAGCAACUUUGGCCAAGUGCCAAAACAGCUCUUUACCAGACCGCACCCAGCUCGCAUUAGCACAAAGAAAGAAGCAGCAGCUCUUUCCUUACCAACUCCAUUCUUCUUCAGGCUGGACAAACUUAAGACCACAGAACAGCCUUUCAAAGAACUCUCCAGAGGACCAGUUUGGCAGAUACUGUGCGAUAAAGAAGUCGUAGUUUUGGAGAAAAAUAAGAUUUUACUGUCACCAGCACUGAACUGCUGCUUCAUCUGGGGCUUCCCUGACAACAGCUGUGCCUUUGGAAACUACUCCACUGGAAAGACUUUUGCUGUGUUUGAAGAGCUGUGUGUCUGGGGUGAGACUCUGUGUGCCGUUUGUCCAAAUCCAACCACUGUCGUCACAGCGGGGACCAGCACAGUGGUGUGUGUGUGGGACCUGGCUCUCAGUAAAGACAAGCUCGGCCAUAUGAAACUUAGACAGCCAUUAUACGGGCACAUAGAUGCAGUGACGUGCCUGGCUGUGUCUGAGGUCCACAAUGUUCUGGUGAGUGGGUCCCGUGACUUCACCUGUAUCCUGUGGGACCUGGAGGAGCUGAGCUAUGUCACGCAGCUUACAGAACACACAAGCAGCGUGUCGGCCGUCGCCAUCAAUGAUCUAACUGGGGACAUAGCCUCAUGCGCAGGCUCACAGCUGUACCUGUGGACCAUGAGGGGUCAGCUGUUGGCCCGCACAGAGCCCUCCUGUGGGCCUCAGGCAAACCUGCUCUGUGUCAGUUUCUCACAAAGACUUGAGUGGGACGCCAGAAAUGUCAUUGUGACCGGCUGCUCUGAUGGCAGUGUCAAGAUUUGGAGGGCGGAGCUGAAACAAGCACAUUUGGCUUUCUCUUCAGAGGAGGUCCAGUCCCAGGCACUGGGGCGUACAGCAGACACCAAUGCAGCUCUUGUCGGCUGUUCACCUGAUGUCAAAAUAUGGGAGCGGUGUCUUGUGUUGAGUCAUGAGCUGAACAGAGGACACCCUGUGUCACAGCGACGUUUCAAGAAGAACCCCGCAGUCACGGCGCUUUCCAUGUCCAGGAGUCAUGCCACUUUGCUCGUGGGUGACGCUUGGGGCAGAGUGUUUACCUGGACGUGUGAGUGA